AUGAAGUCGGUGAAGUUCGGGCUUAAAUAUAGAAAACACGGAAUUUGUCUGAAACAAACUGUUGCGGUGUUGAUCAGCGAAGGACCGUUUUUGGUCAUGAAAGGUUUUGCAAAUACAGUUGCUGCCCGAAAGCUGAAGGAUCGUCCGGAGUCAGCCGCAUGUACGCUUGCUCCCGAUCACAGUCUGAUGCACUGGAUUCGCUAUUGUGACACGGCGGAAGAUUUGGCAGGCACUGGUGGAAAGGUGCUGAACGUAACGGCCUAUGAUAUGGCGCUGCAUUCGACGGAAGAUAGUGCAUGGAUGAUUUUGAACGGUCGCGUCUUUAACGUAACACCGUACCUCUCUUAUCAUCCUGGUGGAGUGGAGAAGUUGAUGCUUGCCGCUGGUAAAGACGGGACUGAUUUGUUCAACGCGGUUCGCUUGGAGCCAGGACUGCGGUACGGUGAGGCUCAAGAGUUGGCUGGAGAUGUGGACCAUUCGAUUGUGGAGCUCUGCUUCGGCGACAACGAAAUCGACGUUUUCAUGACGAAGAGGCAGUCAUUUCUAACGCUUUGGACACCACCGCGUUUGCUUCAUGUUAUUGAAGACCUUUCCGUAGAAAACGGAAGAGUGUACAGAAUGGCAAGAAUAGAAUCGAUCAGACAACUGACGUGCGAUACGAAGCGUUACGAACUUGAAUAUUGCGAUGACGAAACGGUUACAAAUAUUCCUGUCGGUUCCCACGUGUUUCUCAAAGCUUCUUUGAAUGGAGCAGAGGUAUGCCGGCCUUACACUCCAGUUUCCUUAGAUCUAACCUCUCUUGAAAACAAGCGGUGGAUGCGUCGUACUUGUAUUAUAAUGAAAAUCUACCAAAAUGGAACUUUUACCACGUACUUUGAUCGCUUGAAGGAAGGGGAUUUUACGGAGCUCAGCUUUCCUUGUGUACCAAAAAGUUUUCACCUGGAUGUUUUUCAGCGAGUUUCUUCGGUGUAUCUAUUCGCAGCCGGUUCAGGCAUCACACCUUUGAUCGAUCUUAUUUUAUUUUGUCUUCAGGAAACGCCGUUGAUGCUGAUGUAUUUUAAUAAAUCUAAGAAUCACAUAAUCCUGUUCGAUUGGCUACAGUCGCUUUCGGAACAGUAUACCGGUCGGUUGAAAAUUUACCACGUUCUAAGUCAGCCAGACACUGAUUGGACUGGAUUGUCUGGUCUUGCCACUGUCGACCUUGUCAGAAGCUCACUGUCCCCGUUCGACCAUUGCAGUCAGAGCUGCGUCUGUGGAUCAGAUGCUUUUGCUGACAGCAUUGCGCGCUACUGCUACGUCGCGUUCAUCACGAAGUUUCACCAGCUGGUGCUGAAAGGGGUGUCCUCCAUUUCACAUACGCCGGUGUACAAAUAUAUUUUCAUAUUCAAUCGGUAG
Messenger RNA from Soboliphyme baturini, 1395 nucleotides. NCBI's taxonomy places the organism in Eukaryota, Metazoa, Nematoda, Enoplea, Dioctophymatida, Soboliphymatidae. The record is from the annotation of a GenBank genome assembly.